This is a messenger RNA of Motacilla alba alba, 3453 nucleotides long. RefSeq names its product kyphoscoliosis peptidase (gene KY). Lineage: Eukaryota; Metazoa; Chordata; Aves; Passeriformes; Motacillidae. Bases 412 to 2430 code for a protein of 672 amino acids. The record is from RefSeq and is a predicted model, not a curated record. The transcript is spliced from 12 exons.
UCUGCCGGGGGACAGGAUCCAAAGAGAAAGCCUUUUAAGGAUUUGUGCCAGCGCCGGGAAGCGAAUCCCCCCCAGCGAACAGUGGUGCUGGGGGAUUUGAGUGUAGACAAGUGCUUAAAGCUGAAAAGGGCAGAGAGAGGGGAGGGAGCCGGGGGCACGCUCUGAAACCAGACCCCCCCCGCCCGAAACGCAGCUCCUUCCUCUGCUUUAGGAAACGGAUCCCUCCUGCGAUUUCCUUUCAAAGGUGACUUGUAACCUCUUCAUUAGGGUCGGCUUUGGCAGAGCCCCGAUGGUGCAGCUGGCAGGGCCGGGGCUGCGCUGGGCGGGAGCGCGCUCGCCGUGCCAGGGCUGGGCAGCACUCGCGGCCGCUCGGCGCAGCGGCGGCAGCACCGGCGCCCCGGCCAUGCGCUGAUGGGUACCAUGGACUUUAAGACAGAUGCCAGUGCAGUCACCAUCAAUCUGCUGCUUAUCGUGCGCCCCGAGGAGGCAGCGAGCAAGGAGAAAGGGCAGCGAGAGGGGCAGACGGAAGGCGGCCGAGGCGCAGGUUCCAAGGGUGAUGGCAAUGGAAACAGCAGAUCACAGCCACCUCAGGGCACAGACCUGAACGGCCGGCGUGGUCCCACAGAUCCCCGUGGGCAGACACCACCCAUCACUUCAGGCCCUGACAAAGGAACCCAAGUGACAGUGGAGAUUCACCAUGAGGACACCAGCCCUCAGCUCAUCAAGAGACUCUCCUUGGGAAAAGGUUCCCAGAGGCUGAGAGGACAUGACAAUAAAGGAUUCCAGAAGACUGAGGCCCCGAGGCCGCCGGGAGCAAAGGACCUCCAUGCAUAUCCAUGGGACAAAUCCUCUUUGAAAUCCAUGCCAGUAGAUCUGCAGCAAUUAGAGAAGCUGGAUGCCUACGCAUUAAAAGUGAACGUCACGAACAGCGUGGAGGAGCUGGUCAAAGCCCUGCUGAAACAAGCCCGGACUGACCUGGAAAAGGUUCGAGCCAUAUGGAUGUGGAUAUGCCAUCACAUAGAAUAUGACGUCGUGGGCUACCACAACAAAAGCCAGCUGUCAAGCAAGCCCAGAGACGUGCUUCAGAUGGGCAAGAGCAUUUGUGAGGGCUAUGCCGAGCUCUUUGAACAUAUGUGCAGUCUUGCAGGGAUUCAGUGCAAGAAGCUCUCAGGACAUGCCAAGGGAUACGGGUACAAGACAGGGCAGACCUUCACAGGGGACUCUGACCAUGCCUGGAACGCUGUCUACCUUGAGGGAAGGUGGCAUUUGCUGGACAGCACCUGGGGGAGCGGGUCUGUGGAUGACUCCUUCACCAAGUUCACCUACAGGUACAAUGAGUUUUAUUUUCUGACUCACCCGGCCCUGUUCAUUAACAAUCACUUCCCAGAUAACAGUAACUGGCAGCUCCUUAAGCCCACGCUGACGCUGAAGGAGUUUGAGAACAACAUGCUGCACAACAGCAACUUCUACACGCUGGGGCUGCUGGCCGCACACCCGGAGACUCCGGUCAUCCGAACAGUAAACGGAAAAGCCUCUGUAUCCGUGGACUGCCGUUCUGGCACGUUAUUUAUGUUUAAGCUGAAGGGAACAGAUGAACACGGUUUGAUGACUUUGAAAAGACACGGAAUGGAGCUGGAUAUCUACCCACAGAAGACAGGGAGCCACAAGCUGGAGAUCUUUGCCAAGCCCUCCAAGGCUGAGGCUUCGGAUGACGUCUACAAGUGCGUGCUGGAGUACGUGGUGGAGUGCGAGUCCGUGGACAAGGCCAUGCGCUUCCCCAAGGACCUGCACCAGCCCGUCGGGCCCAGCUGGUUCUCAGAGCGCCAGGGCUUCCUGCGGCCCUCCCACGCCGAGCCCGUCCUGCACACCAACGACGGGCGCUGCUCCCUCACCUUCACCCUGAGCAAGGACAUCAGCGUCCUGACCUCGCUGCACACCGACGGCAGCAGCAGCCUGGCCGAGGACAUGGGCAGGCGGCACGUGCUGCAGAUCCACCGCAGGAACCAGGUCGAGCUGAAGGUCCACCUCCCGCACGCGGGGAACUUCGUUCUCAAAAUCUACUCCAAGAAGAAGUCGGACCCUGGUAAUUACGAUUACAUCUUCAACUACCUCAUCAGGUGCCUGAACACGGAGGUGAAGUGGCCAGCCUUCCCCCGGAGCUACAGCAAGUGGCUGCAAGACUACGAGAUCCUGGAGCCGCUCUCGGGCCUGCUGCCGGCCAACCGCAACGUGCAGUUCAAACUCAAGAUGCACGGCAUCGCCAAGGUGCUGGUCCAGGCUGAGAACACUUACCCUCUCACCCAGAACAAGGGCUGCUGGGAGGGAACCUGCAACACCUCGGGGUGCAGAGAGGUGUUUGUGAUGGUGCACGAGAAUGCCAACCACAGCUUCUACUCGCACGUCCUCAAAUACGAAGUUGAGACCCAGUAACACCCACCCCUUGUUCUUUCACUCACCUGCAUGAACCAACCUCCCCAACAUGCCCCAAACCAGCACAGCUUUAGGAGAUUGCUCAUUCUCUCAACCAAAUCUGUUCUUUCAACACAUGCAGGACAAUACUUGCAGGCUUUUGCCAGACUGCAGGCUCAAAGAUGGUCAAGGAAGCAGAAAAUCCUGUUAAAAAAAGGAGCAGCAGUGGAAGACAUGAGAUAAAACCAUCACCUACAUUUCAGUAACACUGUCCAGACAAAUAUUUAGAAGAAAACAACUGACUGUCUGCAGGGCAUUCUGUGCCAGUAGGGAUUGCUGGUUUCCAAGCUACGGACCAUAAGAAAAGUCUUACAAGGGCUACUCCAAGAAUUCACCUAGUUGUGGGGCAGGAUGAAGAAGGUGUACCCUGGUUUUGAGCAGCAACAUUGGACAUGAGGAACUUCAGGAUAUUUAAACCAAUUUUCAUUAUAACUGUAGUCAAUACAUCCGAGGAGAGAGAAGAGCUAGGAAGAAGACACAACAUCAAGUUUCCUUGUGCACUUCACUGUCUUACAGAUUUCAGUACUAGAAACAUACUUUUUACACUGACUCUUAAAUACAAUAAACAAAAUCAUUUUUACCUUUUUAUAUUAGAGUAUUGUAGAGACUUUAUCUGCUGUAAUUAUAUCUGAAGCGUAUAGGUGCUUCCAUAAGGAAUAUUACAGUAAAAAUGAGAAUAAAGUUCUCAGAAAUCACUCCUUCCUUCAACCUGUCAAUGCAAUACUGCAGCUAUAAACUGACGGGGUUACGUGGGACAGCAGGCUGAGUGACUUUAUUAUCAUGUAACAAACCAUUUGGUGCUGUACUCUUGGAAAACGCCUCCAUGCACAAGGCAAAGAGGGGCUUCCACUGAAUCCCAACAACUGCACAUCCUGUGACGGAGCAACGUUUUCAUAACCGAUUCAGAUGCCUGUGAGCGUUAGCAUGACCCAAGAGGUAUUAUGUUUGAGCUUGAAUUGAAAAUAAACCUGUUAUGUUUUUGCA